AUGUUUCGGCAAAUUCGGGUUCACCGGGACGAUUGGGAUUUACAACGAAUUCUUUGGGUGGAUGAAAACGGGAACACGGCUCAUUAUCACCUGACUACAGUCACCUACGGGACACGGUCAGCUCCGUUUCUCGCGGUACGGGUGCUACUCCAACUGGUAGCAGACGAAGGGGAGAAAUAUCCGGCCGCAGUCGCUCCUCUUACAAUGGGGCGAUAUGUGGACGAUAUUUACGGGGGGGCUGACCAAAUUUCGGAACUUCUCACCCAGGCGCGACAUCUCAUCGGGAUUUGCACGGCGGGCGGCUUCCCGCUGGCAAAAUGGCAGAGCAACAGUCCGGCCUUACUCACAAAUCUGGGGUUCGGGUCGAGUCCGGAGGAUUCACGCUCAUUCGACGAGUGCGAAACAAAAGUUCUCGGGCUCGCAUGGUUUCCGGGGCCGGACGUCUUCAAAUUCACCUCACUUCCGUACACGGGCGGGCAAAGCAUUACCAAACGGGUCAUACUCUCGGAAAUUGCUCAGAUCUACGAUCCUCUCGGGUUCCUCUCACCGGUGGUCAUUCGGGCAAAAAUCCUUCUACAACGGUUGUGGCUGGAAAAACUCGCUUGGGACGACCCCGUAUCCACGGAGGUCGGAAAAUCAUGGGUCACACUUCGUCACGAUCUGGCUCACCUCGGGGACAUCGCGGUUCCGCGGUGGCUCAACAUGACCUCGGAUUCCACCGUCGAGAUUCACGGGUUCUCUGACGCCUCACAGUUGGCAAUGGGUGCGGUCGUGUACGUUCGGGUUACGGGUCCGGGAAAGAGCACCAGAACCGCGCUGGUCUGCUCGAAAACGAAAGUCGCGCCGAUCAAACGGCUCACCAUUCCGCGGUUAGAGCUCGCCGCCGCGUUAUUGGUCGCCAAACUCGCGAAAUACGUUCGGGAUACGUUGCAACUCCGGGAUUCGCGGGUAUAUCUGUGGACGGACUCCACAGUCACGCUUACAUGGGUCACCUCUCAUCCUUCACGAUGGAAGGAUUUCGUUCGGAAUCGGGUAUCCUCAAUUCAAGAGCUCAUUCCUCAGGGUCAAUGGAGAUUCAUUCCCGGGCGGGACAAUCCGGCGGAUUGUGCUUCACGGGGACUAACCGUCUCUCAGCUCGAGCAAUUUCAAUUAUGGUGGAACGGGCCACACUGGUUAGUCAAAUCAUCCUCACAUUGGCCAACUCAUUUCACCGGGACGGCAGAUUCAGCGGCGCUCGAAGAGCGGCCAGGUCUUACGCUCACUGUCUCAACGCAACCCUCACCGGUCUUCGACCUCAUUCAUCGGUAUUCCUCCCUCACCAGGCUGUUGAGAAUUACUUCAUUACUUUUCAAGGCGCUUACAAACCUGAAAGGUGCGGGUCAGGAUUCAUCGGGCUCACUCCUCACACCGGGAGACCUGGAACACUCACAACAAUACUGGGUCAAGGCAAUUCAAGGGGCCUACUUCGCGACGGAGCUCAAGAUUCUCUCGGCGGGUCAAACGCUUCCGAAGUCGCACCCAUUCACACGGCUUACGGCGUUUAUUGAUUUUCACGGGACCAUACGGGUGGGGGGACGGUUGAAGCUCUCAGCCUUACAACCUGAGAGCAAACAUUCAGCCAUCCUCCCGCGGGACUCACCACUCACGCGUCUACUCAUCUCGGACGCUCACACGCGCACGCUACACGGGGGGACGCAGGCAACUCUGGCGUUUCUGCGCCAGCGGUACUGGAUAAUCGGAGGUCGGGCCCCGGUUCGUUCCUUCAUACUGCGAUGCGUGCAUUGCGCGCGCUUUCGGGCGCAUCGGGCACAGCAGCUCAUGGGCCAGCUGCCUUCAACACGGGUCACUCCAGCACGGGCUUUCUUAUUCACCGGCGUUGAUUACGCCGGGCCAGUCUUUCUCAGGAGCUGGCGGGGACGCGGGCACAAGACUUACAAAGGCUGGCUGUGCAUUUUCGUCUGCUUCACCACUUCGGCGAUGCAUCUCGAGGUCGUAACUGACGCCACCACUGACACAUUCAUCGCUGCAUUCCGCCGUUUCACCGGGAGACGGGGUCACGUGCAUACACUGUACAGUGACUGCGGAAAGAAUUUUCAAGGCGCGGAUGCAGAGCUACGGAGACUUUUCAACGGCGGGACUCGUGAAUCGCAACAGCUGGCGCAGUUACUGACCAACGACGGGACAAAGUGGGUUUUCAACCCCCCGGGCGCACCUCAUAUGGGCGGGAAAUGGGAAGCAGCGGUGAAAUCGGUCAAGUUUCACCUUCGGCGGACGCUUCGGGAGACCAGCCUCACGUUCGAAGAACUUACAACUCUUCUUACGCAAAUCGAGGCUGCGCUCAACUCACGACCGCUGCAACCACUCUCAGAAGAUCCGGACGAUCUCUCCGUACUCACCCCCGGGCACUUCCUCAUCGGGGACGCACUCACGGCUAUACCUGAGCCAUCACUUCGGGAUGUGAACCUCACUCGGCUGGCACGGUGGCAACUCAUCCAGGAACGGGUCCAAUACUGUUGGGAGCAUUGGUCAUCGGGUUAUCUCCAGCAGCAGCAAUCCAUCUCCAAAUGGCAUCACCCCUCUCACCAAAUCCGGGUUGGUACAAUGGUGCUGCUGACUGACGAGAGUCUACCUCCGCUCAAAUGGCCACUGGCACGGGUGGUCGAGGUUCAUCCGGGACCGGACGGGCUCAUUCGGGUCGUCACCAUUAAGACGGCGACCACGACACUCAAGAGGCCGAUCGCCAAACUAGCGGUCCUGCCAAUUCAUCCGGGAGAUUAA
This is a messenger RNA of Venturia canescens, 2778 nucleotides long. RefSeq lists its product as uncharacterized. The record is from RefSeq and is a predicted model, not a curated record. Gene Ontology annotation, biological process: DNA integration. The transcript has a single exon. The coding region runs from base 1 to 2778 and encodes 925 amino acids. Gene Ontology annotation, molecular function: nucleic acid binding. Lineage: Eukaryota; Metazoa; Arthropoda; Insecta; Hymenoptera; Ichneumonidae.